AUGUGGGGUUGGUUCGGUGGCGCCGCGGCCCAAAAGCGCAAGGAUACUCCCAAGAAUGCGAUUCUCGGGCUGCGAUCGCAGCUUGACAUGCUGCAGAAGCGUGAGAGACAUCUCCAAACCCAGAUCGAUGAGCAGGAUGCUGCCGCACGCAAGAACGUGAGCACAAACAAAAACGCGGCCAAGGCGGCUUUGCGGCGCAAGAAGACACACGAGCACUCGCUGGAGCAAACCGUUGCACAGAUCGGCACGCUUGAGCAGCAAAUCAACUCGAUCGAGUCAGCCAACAUCAACAAGGAGACUCUGGCGGCGAUGAACAACGCCAACGAGGCGAUGAAACACAUCUACAAGGGCCUCACGGUGGACAAGGUGGAUGCGACAAUGGACGAAUUGAACGAGCACAAUGCUAUGAGCGACGAGAUUGUCAACGCUAUCACCUCAAGGACAUUGGGUGACCCGAUUGACGAUGAGGAUCUGGAGAACGAAUUGGACGAGCUACAACAGGAACAGCUUGAUGAGCAGAUGCUCAAGACAGGCAGUGUCCCAGUAUCGGAUGCCGUGCACAAGCUGCCUACGCCAGCUAGCGCAGAGCCUGUAUCGAACAAGAAGCAGGCAGUCGAGGAAGAUGACGAGGAAGCCGAACUUCGGAAACUACAGGCCGAGAUGGCCAUGUGA
Molecule: messenger RNA, 672 nt
Organism: Fusarium sp. VM40
Lineage: Eukaryota; Fungi; Ascomycota; Sordariomycetes; Hypocreales; Nectriaceae
Source: the annotation of a GenBank genome assembly